This is a messenger RNA of Notechis scutatus (mainland tiger snake), 519 nucleotides long. It is a transcript of the gene MORN2, whose product is annotated as MORN repeat containing 2. NCBI's taxonomy places the organism in Eukaryota, Metazoa, Chordata, Lepidosauria, Squamata, Elapidae. The record is from RefSeq and is a predicted model, not a curated record.
CUCCCGCCCGGAAUCUCAGUCUAAGCCAAAGCUCGACGAUCCCCUGGAAGUAAAAAAGCUUUCGCUUCCUGUAAAUCUUGUCGCCAUAGCAACCGCGGAUGCACCUUCCGAGUUAUGUCCGGGUCUGAAGUUUAUAAAAUAUCAUUUACAUUUCCAAAUCAAGAUAAGUAUGAUGGUGACUGUACAAGAACACCUGAUGGAAUUCUUGAGAGAAAUGGAUAUGGAGUUCAUACAACCGCAGGUGGAAUUAUUUAUCGUGGAACAUGGAAGAAUGAUAAGAUGAAUGGUUUAGGAAGGCUAGAACAUCCUUCAGGUGCAGUUUAUGAAGGUGAAUUCAAGAACAACAUGUUACAUGGAACAGGAACUUAUGUAUUUUCUAAUGGAUCCAAGUAUACUGGACAAUUCAAUGAAAACAAGCUGGAAGGGAAAGGAGAAUUUACAGACACACAAGGGCUGGAAUGGGAUGGCACCUUUCACUAUACAGCAGCACCAGGGCUGAAGCUAAAGUUAGAAAUGUAG